AUGACCCACGUAAUCACCACCUCUCCAGUGUCAAAGACCAAAGGUCAGAAGCAUAAUCCACUUCAGCAUGCCUCCUGUUCAACGCAACCACACUUUCCUCUCCCAACCCUCCGAUGACCUCAACUCCGCCCCCUCCAUCGACUUCGACGCCAUCAUGGCCCAGCUGGCCCAAGCCUCCGCCGACCGCAAAAAGAAGAAGCAGUCCGAAAUACAAGCAUCCUUCACCAAAAACUUGAGUACUAUUGAGGCGAAACUGCACGGAGUCAUCGAAGCGCAUCAUGCGAAGGUUAGUAAGCGUUAUGAACAGAGUUGUGCGGAGAGGGCGGAGUUGGUGAGGAAGAAGACGGAAGUUGAGGAGACGAUGGCGGAAGCGAUACUGAAAUUGCAGGGGGAAGUUACGAAGUUCGAGAAGGCCAUGCUCGCCAAGAGUACGGAGCAAGUUCAGAGCAAGAGUAAGAAGGGCAGAAAGUGAUACCGCGGUAUAAGAGAUAUUGUACGGAGAUAUAUGCGUCAAACACUAUUCGCGGCGGUGAUACAGGCAGGCG
Saitoella complicata NRRL Y-17804 is the source of this 545-nucleotide messenger RNA. RefSeq lists its product as uncharacterized. NCBI's taxonomy places the organism in Eukaryota, Fungi, Ascomycota, Saitoellomycetes, Saitoellales, Saitoellaceae. The record is from RefSeq and is a predicted model, not a curated record. Bases 68 to 472 code for a protein of 134 amino acids. The transcript is spliced from 2 exons.